Molecule: messenger RNA, 1987 nt
Organism: Mauremys reevesii (Reeves's turtle)
Lineage: Eukaryota; Metazoa; Chordata; Testudines; Geoemydidae
Product: zinc finger protein 215-like
Exons: 3
Biological process (GO): regulation of DNA-templated transcription
Source: RefSeq, a predicted model, not a curated record
UGUGAACCUUCCCAUUUCUGGCUGCAGCUGGAUCUCCAUACAAAGGAGCAGAUCAUCGAGCUGCUGGUUCUUGAGCAAUUCCUGACCAUCUUGCCUGAGGGAAUCCAGACAUGGGCCCAGAGAUUUCAUCCAGAAAUACGUAAUGAGGUUGUUGCCCUUGUAGAGGAUUUCCAGCUAAUUCAUCAGGAGAUUGGGAAAUGUGGGAUUCCAGUGACAUUCGACGACGUGGCUGUGUAUUUCGCCAAGAAGGACUGGGGUCGUCUGGACAAAAGGCAGAGGGAGCUCUACAGGGAUGUCAUGCAGAAGAAUUUGAAGACUUCUCUCUGGGUUCCCAAUCUCCUUGUGCAGGGGAGACCUGAGAAAAGCAAGAGACUAUGUACUACUUAUGCAUGUAAGGAAAACCUCAAGGGGCAAAGGGACCUGAAAAGCCAUGAGAACAGCAACCACCUGUGAAGGAUAUCCUGGAAGUACAAAGCUUGUGGGAAAAGCUUCAGGCCAAAGCAGGAGCUCACAGCCCAUGGGAGAGUCCGCAGAAAGGAGAACCUCUAUUCAUGUCCUGCCUGCUAUAAAAGCUUCAGUUACCCAUCACAUCUUAUAAGAGACCAGAGAACCCACACUAGCGCAAAACCUUACCGCUGUCCUGAGUGUGGAAAAAGUUUGUCAACUCACGCACCUGACUAGAUACCAGAAAAUGUAUACAGGAGAGAGGCCCUUUCUCUGUCCUGAGUGUAAGAAGAGCUUCAGUUGGCUCUACAAUUUCCAUAUCCACCAGUGAACCCACAUGGGGGAGAGACCCUACCUCUGUCUGGAAUGCAGGAAGAGCUUCCCUCACAAAUCACAUCUCCCCAUACACCACAGGACUCACAUGGGGGAGAGACCCUACCCCUGCCCCCAACGUGGGAGAAGCUUCAGCACCCAGUCCAGUCUGACAAAGCACAAUAGAAACUGCCACACGAGGAGACACUCCAUCUAUACGCUGCCUGGGGGAAGCAUCAAUCAUAAAAAAAGCCUCUUGUAAAAACAAGGAUCCUGGAUAUGAAGAAUGCAGUAAAGGUCGAGACCCUGGGAUUGACGUACCAGGCCCAGUGCCCACACAAGGAGAACUCCCAUGAGGCCCAGACAAGAGGCCUGGGCCCAUGUUCAGACACUGGAUAUAGAGAACUCAGCUGAGGCCCAGGCCUGUGUUCAGACACCGGACACUGAGAACUUGGCUGAAGUCCAGACCCUGAGAAUGGAGUACCAGGACACCAAGAACUCCCCUGAGGCCUAGGCUGUGGAAACAGAGGCCCAUACCCAUGCUGAGACCCCAGACAUGGAGGCCCAAGCAUUGGGACUAGACUACCAGCUCCUAACCCAAUCCAUGGCCAUGAAGAACCUCGAUGGGGGGUCAGGCCCUGGCCAAGGAUGACCAAGCUGAGGCCGAAGUCAUGGAGGACCCAACUGACGGUGGAGCGCUGCACCAUUGAUUUGAUCCUACUUGUGUAUGUAUGAGGCAAUACUCAAACCUCAGUGGUUUAGGAGCCAAAUUAGUGAUCAACAAUUAUCCAGAAGAUCCACAAUAGUGUGGAUUCAUUGCUUCAUUUAGUGUAUAUAAUAGUCUUACAGCAAAAUGACUGAGCAAGUAUUCUACAAUUGGUUAAUAACAUAGUAAAAGCAUCCUGAUUGGAUAGUAAUUAAAAAACUGAUUUAAUAUCAUAUGCUGCAAAGAGCUGCAGGAGACACAUUAAAGAGCUACUUGUGGCUCUCAAGACUCUGUCUGCAUAUCACUGAUAUAAGGUAUAGCUUGUGAACAGGAUGAAUAGAAAGCAUCAAUGCAGUGACAAACCUAGUCCACUGCUCCUUGCUACACCCCUGAUGGAGAGAAACCCCUGAAGAACAUGGAGGGAUGCCACUUUAUUCUUCUGAAGAAUCUUAGCGAUCAGUGUCUCAUUGCAAUAGCUGUUUCCUUGCUAGUCAUUAAAUAAAGUGAGAGUCUGACCCUCCCAUA